GUCUCAAGCCAUCGUGCUCAGGACUGCUCGAGAUAGUCUUAGUCCCUGUACUUCAAGUGAUUUCACGCGUCGCCUUUCACUAUGGGUCAUACACUGGCUUAUUGGCAGCGACGACCACGCAUCAACGAGAGAAGCCAUCAUUGCGACGGAUAUCUGUGGCAAAGGGCAUCAACAAGUCUUCGACUUUCUUCACCGAGGCCGGGCGCAAGUCUGCCCGUUGCGCUUUCCGUCGCGCAUGCUCAAGCCGUCCGAAAUUCAACUUGAGUCGUCAAAUGUCGCCGUCGCUAUCGAGCCCCUUGGACGAUCAACCUCCGCAACGGAGGCUGCCUUUUCCCUUCAACAAGUUCGGGCAGGUCGUCAACACGUACGCCUGCGUUUCUUCCUGGAGCCUCUGAGUCUGGACGUACGCUCUUCGAAAGUCCUCAGGCUACUAAACACCUCGAUACUAGGCUCCGAUGCCGAAACAAAACCCUAUGUUUCAGCUAUACGCCAAAGGCGUCACGCUCGCCGGUGUCUUAAAAGUGCUCGGCGACGCCGAUCAGUACGUCGAGGUGUCCGCUUUCCACUUCCGUAAGGGAAGGGAGUUGUUUGCUCCUGAGGACGACCGUCGGCUUUGGUUAUCCCACAAACUGGCAGGGGCCUUUCUCGAGCACUUUCUAGAGUUUGGAUCUAUGGUCGAUCUCGAUCAUGCUGUAAGUCUUUACUCGAAUGUGCAUCAGCGAGUGGUCGCGAACCCGAUAGGUGUAAGAUAAGAACCUGGACGUGUCGAGGGCAUGGACAGGUUUACCUUGUCUCGUCGUCUUCAUGAAGUGUCUUCCUCUACAGGCCCUAAGUCCAUCACGGUC
Stereum hirsutum FP-91666 SS1 is the source of this 845-nucleotide messenger RNA. RefSeq lists its product as uncharacterized. The record is from RefSeq and is a predicted model, not a curated record. Bases 236 to 574 code for a protein of 112 amino acids. Lineage: Eukaryota; Fungi; Basidiomycota; Agaricomycetes; Russulales; Stereaceae. The transcript is spliced from 3 exons.